AUGACUAAAUCCAAAAAUAGCAUGGCCCCUCCUAGAUGGACGUCAGUUGAACAAGAGGCUUGGUUGCAACCUUGGUAUGAAAAAUUCAAGGCAAAGCAGGGUGAAAAAAGCAAGAACUACAAGAAUUUCUUUGCCGACCUUUGUGAACAAUGGUUUGAAGAGUUCCCAGAACCAAGGCCAGGUCACAUCACACAGGUAGGACCCCUGACGUUAAUGGAGAUGGGUGCAGCUCAUGAUGCACGUAAGACACCUAGGAGGUUCAAGAUCGGGCAGAAAGGCAAAGGCAAAUACAAUGACAUUACUGAGUGCAAAAAGCCCACGCACAUGCUCCAGGAACAGGAGGCAUACUCAAAACUGUUCUACACAACUCAUGUUCAGCCAACUGUUAAAGGAUCCCUGGAGAAAGCCGCUCAAGAACACAGGACACUUACCAAUGGCAAACACGUCGCUCUUGUGAAGAAGGAGACUGCAAUGUUAUAUGCCCAGGAGUCGCCUGAUAUCAAGGACCAAGUGAAGCAGUAUCUCGAAGACCAGAAGCAGCAGAGAAUCCAAGAUAAGCAAAUCGGACGGAGGCAAAUGUGUGUGGCACCAUAUCACCAACUUACCUCCGCUUCGAAAAGAAACCUCGACAAACUUGUGGCAGUCGCUAACUCAUUCUUGAAAGGGCUGGCAGAAGCAACUGGGAUGUCGUUCUCCCUCCUUGCUGGGGGUCCAUCUCCAGAAGCACUUGGGGCAAUUGAUAUCUAUAGUUUUCAUGUUGGUCAAACAAAGCUAGGUAACAACUUUAGCACCGCAUACCCUGGGUUUGACGCCGGUGUCAUGGAGCCCUUUCAAGACUUUCUACAUCGAGUAUACCCUGAGGCUGGUGUAUCAAGCCCACAACAGCAAGAGGGUAGUAGUGGAACUGGUGGUGACACAAGGGAUUCGUCGUCGCACUUGGAUAUAUAUAAGUCGGGUAGUACCAGCGGUAGCGUCUCUAAUGCCUUGUCCACUGGAGAUAAUCACUCACAAUGGCGCCUUUGCCCACCAUUGCCCCCUUUGCAUGGCACCUGCGAUGACUGGACGCCCCCAGACUUAGAUAUAUUUCUCUCCAAUCUGGAUGUUCAAAUGGGGUUGGAGCCACUAGCUGGUGCAUCUGAAAUCAAUACUCUUACCAUGGUCCCACUUCCCCCUGCAUCACCGUUCACUGCUAGUACUGCCACCCUGCCUCCAGGCACCAGCUCAAGCAUACUGCCCGCCAUCUCUCACACCCCUCAACUGGACACUACUUCCACUCCCCCUCCAGACACCAUCUUGAACACACUGCCCACCAUCUCUCACAUCCCUCCACCGGUCACUACUUCUGGUCACCCUCCAGAUACCAGCUCGAGCGCCGAGUCACUCACUGGCAAACUUCCUCUCUCUUCGACAACUCCUUCCUUUGACAUGGAUCCAUUGGCACCUACCCCAGGAAGCGACCGUCUUGAUGACAUAGACAUCAAUGAUGGACCAGUGCUUGAAACACGCAGGACCAAGCACAUCCCCAAGCCAUCAACACACAACAACACUGCAAACGCGAUCGGUGCCUCUCGGAAGGAAAACAAGCACCCCCAGGCUGAGAUGUCUUCAGACCAUGGAUCUAAGAGGGCGAAAGUGUGA
Molecule: messenger RNA, 1638 nt
Organism: Suillus fuscotomentosus
Lineage: Eukaryota; Fungi; Basidiomycota; Agaricomycetes; Boletales; Suillaceae
Exons: 9
Coding region: 1-1638 (545 amino acids)
Source: RefSeq, a predicted model, not a curated record